Rhincodon typus (whale shark) is the source of this 2864-nucleotide messenger RNA. RefSeq names its product LIM homeobox 1a (gene lhx1a). The transcript is spliced from 5 exons. Gene Ontology annotation, cellular component: nucleus. NCBI's taxonomy places the organism in Eukaryota, Metazoa, Chordata, Chondrichthyes, Orectolobiformes, Rhincodontidae. Bases 617 to 1849 code for a protein of 410 amino acids. The record is from RefSeq and is a predicted model, not a curated record. Gene Ontology annotation, molecular function: DNA-binding transcription factor activity, RNA polymerase II-specific; RNA polymerase II transcription regulatory region sequence-specific DNA binding. Gene Ontology annotation, biological process: regulation of transcription by RNA polymerase II; neuron differentiation.
GCGGCGAGCAGAGCAGCAGCAGCUGGUGAUUGGCAUGUUUAUCCACACAACUCCUCUAGCUGUACAGUAAACACGACUGGGGAUAUUUCUCUUCCAAGACCAGGAAAGUUGAACCAUGAAAUCAAAAUCAAUGCUUGCCACAGGCCUGUCACCCAUAUGUUAUUUCUGGAGUAUUUAAUAUCUAUAGAUAUUACUAUUUUGCUAAUGGUACAUACAUACUGCAGUAUUAUUAUAAGAAAGCCAAGCAAAUAACUUAUGAGGCAAAGUUAAACCUUGGCAUCUUUGUGCAUCAUGUUGAAGUAAACAAUUUAAUACUCCAGAGUGACAGCACUGUUGCUUAUUGGUCAGUAUAGUGUGUCUUUUUUUUGUUUUUAUUUUGUAGUUAUUUCUUUGAGAGGGCGAUUGUUGCUCUAGAAGCUCACCUGCGUCGGUUUGCUUUCACUCAUAUCAGCUACCUCAAAAAAAACAAAACGCUGGCCACUUCAUCGUUUGGAACCGUCGCCCUUUAAUAAGAGCCAUUUUAAGGAUCAGCCUGGUGGACGUUCGAGGACCUCAUUAUUACCAGCCAAAUAUCUAACCGUCAGCUAUCUCAUUUUCUGGGAACAAUCCAAAGACAAUGGUGCACUGUGCGGGGUGCGAGAGGCCUAUUCUUGAUAGGUUUCUAUUAAACGUCCUGGACAGAGCUUGGCAUGUGAAAUGUGUACAGUGCUGCGAAUGUAAAUGCAAUUUAACAGAGAAAUGUUUUUCACGAGAAGGAAAGCUCUACUGCAAAAACGACUUCUUUCGUCGUUUUGGUACCAAGUGUGCCGGCUGCUAUCAGGGUAUCUCCCCGAGCGAUCUGGUGAGGAGAGCGAGGAGCAAAGUCUUUCAUCUGAACUGUUUUACUUGUAUGAUAUGCAACAAGCAACUUUCGACCGGAGAAGAGCUCUACAUCAUAGACGAAAACAAAUUUGUUUGCAAAGACGAUUUUCUAAACAGCAAUAAUUCGAGAGAAAACGGCGCGCUGUCAGUAACGGCAUGUAGCGAUCAAAGUUUCUCACCGGAUUCUCAAGAUCAUUUACAAGAUGACACAAAAGACUCAGAAAGCGCCAAUAUUUCAGAUAAAGAGACUGCCAUUAACGAGAACGAGGAACAGAACCUGGGAGCGAAGCGCCGCGGUCCGCGCACGACCAUCAAAGCGAAGCAGCUGGAAACCCUCAAAGCGGCUUUUGCAGCAACCCCUAAACCGACCAGGCACAUCCGAGAGCAGCUGGCUCAGGAGACCGGGCUCAAUAUGAGGGUUAUACAGGUCUGGUUCCAGAACAGGAGGUCUAAGGAGAGGCGGAUGAAGCAGCUGAGUGCUUUAGGGGCCCGUAGACACGCGUUUUUCCGCAGCCCCAGACGGAUGAGACCCCUGGGAGAUCGCCUCGACGGGGCUGACAUGAUGGGAAACGGCCCUUUCAAUUACUACGGGGAUUAUCAGACUGAAUAUUAUGGUCCUGGAGGCAAUUAUGAUUUCUUUCCUCAAGGUCCCCCCUCUUCUCAAGCUCAGACUCCAGUGGAUCUGGGUUUUGUGCCCUCUUCCGGGCCUGGGGCGACCCCACUCGGCGGACUCGAGCAUCCACUGCCCGGCCAUCACCCAAGCAACCUGCCGGGUCCAGGCGACAGUCAGAGGUUCACCGACAUGAUCUCUCACUCUCACGGGGACUCUCCGAGCCCGGAGCCAGGUCUAACGGGACCGUCAAUGCACUCGAUGGCUGCGGAUGUUUUCGGACCGGGUCCCAGUCCGUCCUUCUCCCUCACCAAUGGGGGAUACACCAGCCACUUGUCACAUCCACCCCCGGAAAUGAACGAGACUGCCGUUUGGUAACGACUUCCGACUUCGCGAAAAUUGUUGAUUUAACAUCAAGGGACAAUACUAACAGUUCUGUCCCUCUCUCUCUUUCUCUGCUCCAUCCCAACCCCAAAGACAAUGCGUUGCCCGGACAGCAAGAAAAAGGCGAGAUUUUCAAAGCUCGUUACAACAGAUGUCGAAAUAAUAAUUAUAUUUAAAAAAAACUUCAAUCACGGAGAAAAUUUGAACCAGCUUACACAAUGACAGCGUCUUAAGCAGGGCGAACGAAAGCUGGGAUUCCAAAACCCAAAAGGAACAAAUUUCAGAAUGACCUCGAAAAGAUAAUAGCGUCUGGGAGCCCUCAAAACUUUAACGCAAACCAUUCUACCUACACAAAGCUGAACAACAAAAAAAAAGCUCAUUAAUAAACUGAAAGAGUCUACUGUUUACGUAUUAUAUUUAAUUCAGGACGUUAAUGUUUUAGAAAACAUUUUAGAGCCUCUUGAUCUGAAUUGAAGAAACGGGCAUCAAGUAACCAAACUUUUUUUUGUUUCCAAAAAAACGUACAAAAAGGUUUGUUGGAGUUGUGGUUCACAGCUCCAGUUUGUACAAAGUGUUUUUUUUUGCGUAUGUUUACAAAAGUGGAAAACAAACUAGAAAGGUGCCAAAUAGAUAAGUCAUAGCACAAUUACUGUAGGUGCACUGCACCAUCCACUGGAGAAAGUGUUCAGAAAGAGAGUGUUAAAAAUAUACUUUCAGCUAAUUUUUAGCUCUCUCAUCGGAGUCAUUCAUAUCGUUAAUAAUGCCCAUAUAGAUUCAUACAGGAUUUUAUUUUUGUGUCUUACAGAAACGAUAGGUCAAAUAUUUAAACAAUUUUACUACAUGGUCAAAUAUGCAGUCGACAGCUGCUACUUUUUGCUUUAUACAGUAUAGGAUUCCUCAUGAUAUCAUUUUUGUCAUAAUAGGCCUAAGCUUCUGUGACCUCCGUUGCAUAUUAGACCAUUCACUGUAUAAAUGAAAACAUGUUGAAUAAAUUUGUGACUUUUUAAUA